This is a messenger RNA of Rotaria sordida, 2226 nucleotides long. NCBI's taxonomy places the organism in Eukaryota, Metazoa, Rotifera, Eurotatoria, Philodinida, Philodinidae. The record is from the annotation of a GenBank genome assembly.
AUGACAUUCAAUUCGGUAACUUGUCGAUAUGAAACAGUAAUUAAUAGAUUGCCAACUAAUACUAGCUAUGAGUGGAAAGUUGCUUAUAAUGAAAACUGGGGUGGAGAUCAAGGAUGUAAUGGAGAUGCUAAUUGUCAAUUUAACAGUGGUUCUGCUGGUGCAGUACUUCUUAUCUAUAAUCCAUUUAGUGGACAACUGACGACAAUCUCUAUAAGUAGUAGUGAAACAACAGCUCCAGUUGUCUCUACUUCUGCACCAUCAGUAUGUUCAAAUUCAUUCAAAGAUUGUAUAGUUCGAGCAUCGGAAGAUUAUCAAACUGAAUUAGGUAGUGCAGCUCCAUGCAUUGGCUGUGAAAAUGGUGCUAAUUGUAAAUUUUCAACAAGUGCAUCUGGUACUGUUGAACUUGUUUUUGAACCUAGUUCAAAGCAAUUAUCAUUUCGUCCUCUUGCAACUAUUUGUGGUAAUGGUCAAUGUGAAUUAGGUGAAACAUGUCCAAGUGAUUAUGGUAAAUGUCCAAUAUGUGGUGAUAGUAUAUGUCAAACAAGUGAAACAUAUCAAACAUGUUCACAAGAUUGUUCAAAUGAACUAUCUGGAUGUGGAAUAUUUAAAGAAGAGAGUUGUGUAGAUGAUUCACAAUUUCAUGCAACACCAGGUGUUGAAGAAAAGCGUUGGCAAACACCAAAACCUAAUAUGAAUGGUUAUCAAUCAUCAUUUCAAGAUUAUCAUACACUUGUUGGCUAUGCUGAUAUCAUCUAUAUAGAUACUGAUCGUCUUGCAGCUGAUGUUUGUCUUCAAACAAAACAUCGUCAAUCAAAUUCAAUCACAUUAACUUAUUUUUUUGAUGGUAUUGCACAAGCAACAAAAUAUAAACAUUAUACCAGUGCAUAUACUGAUAUUUUAUCGGCAGUUAUAACUGGAAGUGAUAGAUCAACAUUAGAAUUACCUGAACUUGAUUUUAUAUGGAAUGCUAAACUAAUCUUUAGUCGAUCAGGUGAUUAUCGCAAUGGACAAAAAGGAGCUAUAGCAGAAAUGUUUGGAUGGCCACAUAAAGAUGUGAAAGAAAAAUGUGAAUUUCUUGGUAAAGCUGGUUAUUUAGGUGUGAAAUUACUUCCUGUUCAUGAACAACUUAUGUCAACACAACCAUUUGAAAAUGCUAUGAAUCCAUGGUAUUUUAUGUAUCAGCCAGUUUCAUAUAAUUUAGAUGGUCGAAUGGGUACACGUGAAGAAUUACAUGAUUUAAUUCAAAUAUGUCGAAGUUAUGGUGCUCGAGUAUAUAUAGAUGCUGUACUUAAUCAUUUUACAGGUGUUGGUAAUGAUCUUAAUCAACAUCGCAAUCCAAAUAGUGGUUGUGUCAAAUGGGGUAAUAAAACAAGUAGUACACCUAUUGAACGUCAAUCACCAUUUUAUACACAUGCUUUUACUUAUCAAUACAAUUCGAAUACAGGAAAAGCGCCAUCAAAUGAAUUUCCAGCUGCUGCUAGUGGUCCGGAAGAUUUUCAUUGUGAUCGUCCAAAAGUUGGUCUUGUUGAUAUGUUAAGUUUAGGUGCUAGUGGUUUUCGUAUUGAUGCAGCUAAACAUAUAUCACCUGAAGAUUUAUCAGCAAUAAUGAAAAAAGUUCAAAUUAAAAUGGGUGGUAAAUUACCAGAUGAUUUUUUUGUCUGGCUUGAAGUUCUUACAGGUGGAGAAGCACAAUAUAUUUGGACAGGACCUUCAUGGUAUGGUACUAAGUUUACAAAUAUUCUCAAACAAGAUCUCAUUUUAGAUUCAGAAGUGGAUAAGAUCAAAAUGUGGGAUGGUCUUUAUCCAAAAGAACUAUUUCAUAAUCCAACUGUACCAUGUCAUCGUGUAGUUAUUCAAAAUGAUGAUCAUGAUCAACAAAAUCCAGUUCAUCGCAAUUUUGAAAUUCGUCUUUUUACGAAUCCAAACGGUGUAACUGAUAAUAAUAAUGAUUGGCCUAUUCGAUUUAUUCUUUCAUCUUAUUAUCAUACGUAUGGAGAUCUUGGUAUACCUGAUAGAAAAUCAUCAUGUGAUCUAUGUACCGUAAUGUGUGAAACAUGUCGUAAAUCAGUACCUUAUAUCAAAGCAUAUGAACCUAUGGCAUGUGCAUAUGUUGGUAAUGGAUGUACACGUACACAUCGUGAUAUACCUGUAAUCAAUGCAAUACGCGCAUGGAUGAAAUUAACACCAAUAUCAGGAGCAUCAUUGGAUAUUGGACACUGUACUUAA